AUGGCUUUUGGACAUAAAACAUUUCGAUGUUCCGCCUGCUACAACGUGGUGAAGAACAGGCCGAUAAUCAGACUAGUCAACUAGUAGCGCGCUAGGAAGCGCCAAUGUCACCACUAUGACAAACUCAUUAGAGAGGCGAACGCUGAAUAGUUGCUGUAUUUAUCUUCAAAAUCCUCGGGUCUUUCUUAUUUUGAGUUUGUCGGUCCACGGCCAUAUGUAAACUAACUAGUUACGUUAGUUAUCUGCUAGCGUGCUAGGCGGUGGGCUACUAGUAUCACUCCGGUACAGCUUGCUAGCGUCUAGACUUCUCGGUCUUGGUGUUUCCCACAAACUAAUAGCCAUGCCAUAAUUGUAAAUCACAUUUGUAAAACGUGUAGCUAGCUAACCAAGAUAACCCAUCUACAUUUUGACAGUUUCGGGAGCGUUAUAAGAAAGUAGCUAGCUAGAAGACCACCAUUAAAGUGUUUUGUCUCUUUGCUGGCUCUCUACCUACCUAGCAAGUUAACAACCCUCAUUUGUUGCAGGUGUUCAAGCGCUACGUUGAGAUCGGCCGCGUUGCCUACAUCUCUUUCGGGCCCCACGCAGGCAGCUUGGUGGCCAUCGUCGAUGUCAUCGACCAAAACAGAGUAAGCAUAGCAUUGAUGAUAUCCUGACUGAGGUCUCCCAACUCUCUUCCUUUUAAGUUACUGGUUGUGCAGGCUUGCUCCAACCCUGCAGUAACAUGUCAGAUUCACAUGAUCAACUAGUCACAGUCUUCUUUCUGGCCUGGAAUUGGUUGACUGGUGUUGCUGCAGGGCUGGAACAUAAAUCUGGAGUUGGGAGAGCAGGCUCUAAACCAGCACCUGUAUCACCUACUCUGCUAGCGGUUAUAUGUCUGUUAGUCUUUUAUCCACCAACCCUUCUCCAGAGUCCUGCUUCAAAGUAUUGUCCAAUGAGCUAAUCAAAAACUCACCAUUGUGUGAGUGGUAGAGCCAGGUUGUUGACGUAAUGUAAACUACCACAUAGAGCAGUUAAUUUAAGAAUGGUUCAACUCAGCAUAGACCUGUUUGAUUAAACUGGCUGUGGUGUUUGUCUCAGGCACUGGUGGAUGGACCCUGCACAGGGGUGAAGAGACAGUCAAUGCCUUUCAAGUGCAUGCAGCUCACUGACUACGUCAUCAAAGUCCCACACAGGUGAGUGAGAGGACCUCAGGGGUGUAUUCACUAGGAAUCAAGCAGAAGCAAACUGAAUGAAACAGGGAAGUACUUACCUAACUUUGUCCAAUAUGAACUUAUUUGCUUUGCAAAAUGUUUUGCUACGGUUUGCACAAAUGAAUACAUUCCAGUCCUCUAUCAAGAUAUUGAUUGGUUCAGUCAGUUGUAUUACAGCUGGUCUGGUACAAAAACGUGCACACACAAACACUUCAAUGAACUGUUUGGCUGUUGCUUUUGCAUUUUCCUGUGGUGGAUUUUGAGUCACAGACCUACUGCAGGAGCCUCACAGAACACACGGCUACCUCUGGCUCUUUGCUCAUUUCCAUCCUCUGGGCCAUAACCCUUCCUGUGUUGCAGUGCUCGUCAGAAGUUUGUGAAACGCGCCUGGGAGAAGGCCCAAGUCACAGAGAAGUGGGCAGAAAGCAACUGGGCCAAGAAGAUCGAAGCCAGGCAAAAGGUACGGAGUGUUUUAGAUUGCUUUUAGCUGCUAGUCAAAAGGAAACUCCUGAUGGGGUCCACGUGUUUCUGGACUAGGGCUUCUAUCUCCUUAGUAACCCUGGGGCUGUGUUUUCUAAAUGGAUGGGGGAGGGGGGAGAUUGGUCUGCUUGUGGGUAACAGUUGGUUCCUCGAGGGUUGUGGCUAAACAUUUUGUGAAAUGGGACACAGGAUAGUUCAAUAGGCUUUAGGUGAAUCACUGCCCACAUCAAAAUUUUUGGCUUGCUAUGCUACUGCAAUGUUCCUGCAACUCCAGGGUGGUGGUCACAAUGAACCAUACGGAAGCAAAUGGGCCAAAACGGGGAAGGACCUACCUGAAUCUGUCCACUAAGCAAAUAUUCUUCAUUUCUGUUGCAAAAAUGUUUUGCUUAAGCGCUGCUAAUGCCUACGUCUCCGCUGUAACUGUUGUGUCUCUGCAGAGGGCACAGAUGUCCGACUUUGACCGCUUCAAGGUGAUGAAGGCCAAAAGGAUGGUAAGUGGAGAAAACGUUCAGAUUAUUCAUUGAUAAAAUACUUGUCCCCAAUGAUUGACUGGUCACUGAUUUUGCUGUUUGUGUCCACAGAGGAACAAGGUCAUCAAGCAUGAGGUGAAAAGGCUGCAGAAAGAGGCAGCGAAGAAGGCGUGAUCUAUCAUUAAUAAAUCCUCUGGUUGAAAUGUU
This is a messenger RNA of Coregonus sp. 'balchen', 2347 nucleotides long. The record is from the annotation of a GenBank genome assembly. NCBI's taxonomy places the organism in Eukaryota, Metazoa, Chordata, Actinopteri, Salmoniformes, Salmonidae.